AUGGCAGCCAGAGAACAGCACUUCUUUAAGUCUUAUUAUGAUGAUAAUGAUGAUGUGAAAGAAGCAAAUUGUGUUUUUAUUUUCCUUUUCCUUCAAAUAUUUUCAUUUGGUGGAGAGAAAAAAUACUCUCCAGUUCUCCCACUUGAGAAAUACUGUCAAAAUAUCUCAGACUGUGAACAAGAAAAGGACCCAGGAGGCUCUUAUUUAUUUUGGAUGGUGGUCACAAUGUCGUCAACAUGGGGAGUUUCAUAUCUGACUCUGUUCAUAAUCCUGGCUAUCUACAUUACUCUCUCCACCACAGUCUCAGCAGAAACAGUAGAGAAUCAUACUUCAUAUCACCCUCCAAUUGCUCUUCCCCUCAUUGGAGGGGAAGCUAUCAAAAAAGGACAGUGGCCUUGGCUUGUCUCCCUCAAGUCAAAGGUUGUGAUUAAGAAAAUAUUUGGAAUACUUCCUGUCUACAGAGAAACAUGGUGUGGAGCUUCUCUUAUUGCGGACCAAUGGGUCAUGUCAGCUGCCCAUUGCUUCUUUGAUGAUAAUUCAGAAGAGAUUCCAGCUAAAUUUUGGAAAGCAAGACUGGCCUCUGCCUCUUUAAAAUCUAAUUUGUGGGAAAAAGUGAAAAAUAUGUUUGGGAAAAUUUUCAAAAAGGUUAAAUGGCGCCAAUGGAAUGUCAAAAUUGAAAAAAUUUUCAUCUUUCCAGAAUUCAGUGAAAAGCAGAUUGACAAUGACAUUGCCUUGGUAAAACUUUCUCAGCCUGUUCCAACACAGUUGCUUUCCACAAUUAAACCAGUAAGACUGACCCAGUCAGGAAAUAACUAUUUCCCUCCGCCUGGAAUGAUGUGUGUCAUGAAAGGUUGGGGCUGCACAGAAGUUGGUGGAAGUGUAACAAAAAUGGCCCAAGAGAUUGAUCUUCCAAUCAUGAGCAAUCAUCAGUGUUCACAAUAUUUUGGAAAACUGAAUAGCAGCAAAAUAUGUUCUGGAUUUUUCAAACAUGCCAAGGGAUUAUGCAAGGGUGAUAGUGGUGGACCAUUGGUGUGUCCAUCACCAGAAGGUUGGAUACAAGUUGGAGUGGCAUCAUUUAUGCGAAAGGAUGACCCUGAAAACUAUCCUGGAGUUUUCACGCGUGUAUCAGCUUACAGAGAUUGGAUUGACGAGACAAUUAAAUCAAACAGUUGA
Messenger RNA from Acanthosepion pharaonis, 1173 nucleotides. The record is from the annotation of a GenBank genome assembly. NCBI's taxonomy places the organism in Eukaryota, Metazoa, Mollusca, Cephalopoda, Sepiida, Sepiidae.